AUGAUUUUUCUGUGUUUUCAGAAAGAUGCAUUUUUGGAGCGCUGUGACGUUGGCGAGGAUAUCACACUUCGCUCGAUCUGCUCCGAAAAUUUGCUUGGCGAGCAAGUGCUCGCAGCACAAUCCAGUCUGUCUCUGCCAACAAACGAAGACUUAUUUGUUGCGCAGUUGGCCAGAGCAGAGCCUGCUUUAUUCGACAGUGUCUGCGAUAUAAUUUUCAAGCAAUACGACUUUCGGCCACCUGUAACCUUGUAUGCCGAAACUGCGACCAGACAAAACAGACAGCAUUCACUUCAGUCAAUGUCGGGCGAAAAGAUGGAGUGCAUGUUGCCUGGAUAUUGGUGUCAACAAACAAAUGUUAGUAGUAGCCGGUUCUUUUUUCGAGGACUUUUAAGCGCCUUUGCUGUGCAACGUUACAGCGCUGUUACAGCAAUCAAAAACGCAUAUUGUUUGUGUGUCUGUAUGUUCGCACUUUUUAUCACCCAUUUCCAAAUCAAGAACCAGAAAAGCUAA
Messenger RNA from Gongylonema pulchrum, 510 nucleotides. The record is from the annotation of a GenBank genome assembly. Lineage: Eukaryota; Metazoa; Nematoda; Chromadorea; Rhabditida; Gongylonematidae.